This is a messenger RNA of Fusarium mangiferae, 1929 nucleotides long. RefSeq names its product putative serine/threonine protein kinase COT-1. The coding region runs from base 1 to 1929 and encodes 642 amino acids. NCBI's taxonomy places the organism in Eukaryota, Fungi, Ascomycota, Sordariomycetes, Hypocreales, Nectriaceae. Gene Ontology annotation, biological process: peptidyl-serine phosphorylation; intracellular signal transduction. Gene Ontology annotation, molecular function: protein serine/threonine kinase activity; ATP binding. The transcript has 4 exons. The record is from RefSeq and is a predicted model, not a curated record.
AUGGAUCCCAAUAACAACAACAAUCGCCUCUAUCUUAACUUUGGCAACGGCAACGACCGUUUGACCGCCUCGGACAGGGCAGCAUAUCCCACUACGCCCUCGACCUUCCCGCAGCCCGUUUUCCCUUCAGCUUCAGGUCAACAGCCGGGUGGAUUGCAACCCCAAGGUCAGCAGCAGCAGCAGCAACAAUAUGCUGGUGGCUAUGCGCCCCAGGGCUACUUUAACCAGAACCAAUAUGCCCAGUAUAGCGGCCAGCAACAGCAGCAGUCCAAUGACUAUGCUCAGGGUGCUGGGUAUCAACCACGAUCCAAUACACCGGGCACCAACGACCCAAACACAGGCCUCGCUCACCAGUUCUCUCAUCAGAACCUCGGAGGUGCUGCUCGAGGGCAAGGUUAUGCUCGAGGUCCCUCUCCAGGUCAGCGUCCCAGGACCGCUGGUAGUACAGGACAGCAGCCUGGCUACAACAGCUACAUGAACGCCCCUCCUAUGCCAACACAGGCCUCUGCCCCCGCAGAAGAAUUCCAACGUGCACCCGAGCGAAACCCUGAUCGAUAUGGUACAAAUGUCAAUAGCAACCAAAAGAAGUGUUCCCAGCUCGCCGCCGACUUUUUUAAGGAUAGUGUCAAGCGUGCCCGCGAGCGCAACCAAAGACAAAGUGAAUUGGAGCAGAAGCUUCAGGACCCCUCACAGGGCGCCGCUAGACGUGAGCAGCUCUGGUCCACUGCUGGCAGAAAAGAAGGCCAGUAUCUGCGUUUCCUUCGUACCAAGGACAAGCCCGAAAACUAUAAUACUGUAAAGAUUAUCGGAAAGGGUGCCUUUGGAGAGGUCAAGCUCGUGCAGAAGAAGGGUGAUGGCAAGGUCUAUGCUAUGAAGUCUCUGAUAAAGACAGAAAUGUUUAAGAAGGACCAGCUUGCACAUGUUCGAUCAGAGCGAGACAUUCUCGCAGAGUCUGAUAGUCCAUGGGUCGUCAAGCUCUACACUACCUUCCAGGACUCAUACUUCCUCUACAUGCUAAUGGAGUUCUUGCCCGGUGGAGAUCUAAUGACAAUGCUUAUCAAGUAUGAAAUUUUCUCGGAGGAUAUCACUCGCUUUUAUAUUGCGGAGAUUGUUCUCGCUAUUGAGGCCGUCCACAAGUUGGGCUUCAUCCACCGUGAUAUCAAGCCUGACAACAUUCUCCUCGAUCGCGGAGGACAUGUCAAACUCACAGAUUUUGGCCUGUCGACUGGCUUCCACAGGCUUCAUGAUAAUAACUAUUAUCAGCAGCUGUUGCAAGGUAGAUCAAACAGGCCUCGCGACCGUAACUCGGUUGCGCUUGAUCAAAUCAACCUGACAGUCAGCAAUCGAUCCCAGAUCAACGACUGGAGACGAUCUCGAAGACUUAUGGCGUACUCGACCGUCGGAACUCCUGACUACAUUGCUCCUGAGAUUUUCACUGGCCACGGCUACACCUUCGACUGUGAUUGGUGGUCACUCGGCACGAUCAUGUUCGAGUGUCUGGUCGGCUGGCCUCCUUUCUGCGCCGAAGACAGCCAUGACACGUACCGCAAGAUUGUCAACUGGAGACAAACUCUGUACUUUCCAGAUGAUAUCACACUGGGUACCGAUGCGGAGCAUCUUAUCCGAAGCAUGGUCUGUAACACAGAGAACCGUCUCGGCCGUGGUGGUGCCCACGAAAUCAAGGGCCAUGCGUUCUUCCGCGGUGUUGAGUUUGAUAGCCUUCGCCGUAUUCGCGCACCCUUUGAGCCCCGCUUGACCUCCAACAUCGACACGACUUAUUUCCCUACUGAUGAAAUUGAUCAGACCGAUAACGCCACUGUCCUUAAGGCGCAGGCUAUCCAGCAAGGCCACAAGGUCGAGGAGUCUCCAGAGAUGAGUUUGCCAUUCAUCGGCUAUACAUUCAAGCGAUUUGAUAACAACUUCCGAUAA